AUGGCGAUAUCUCAAACAAAGAUUCUUCUCCUCCUAUCACUCUUCUUGUUACCUACUUUGCGAGCCGUCCCAUACGAAGACUGUGGUCUCAAAGGUUCUCCUGUUGAAGCCACUGGUGUGGAGGUACUUGAAGUUACGAAAAAAGAUGCAAGAAUUAAGAUAUCCGGUUCUACAAGUAAAAUAAUUAACGGAGGAUCCGUGAGUGUGAGAAUUGAAGGUUAUGGCCCAGGUGAAAUCGAAUCUGACCAAUACAACCUCUGUCAACUUAUGGCAUGCCCUGUUGCACCUGGCGCCUUUAAGCUCGAGUUUGUAGAAAUGCUUCCUCCAAAUUAUUCAUCAUCAACGAUUGACUAUAGUGUUGAGCUAGAAGUUUUGGACGAUAAAGAAGAUAUAAUUAUGUGUCUAAACUUCAAAUUCAAGGCUGUAAGUCCCUUUGUGGUCUCUGCUUAG
Messenger RNA from Microthlaspi erraticum, 450 nucleotides. The record is from the annotation of a GenBank genome assembly. NCBI's taxonomy places the organism in Eukaryota, Viridiplantae, Streptophyta, Magnoliopsida, Brassicales, Brassicaceae.